AUGAUAAAUAAUGUCCAAUUAUUUACAAAUAAAACAUCAAAGUAUGAUCAUACAACAAUAGUAUCAAGACGUACAAAUCAGAUAAGUACAAUUCUUGAUGGACUUUUAAAAGAUUAUCAAGCACAUACUCGACCAAAUUUUGGCGAUGGUCCAACAAAGGUUCAUCUUGAUAUAUUAAUAAAUUCAUUUGGUCCUAUUCAAGAUAUGGAUAUGUCCUAUACAAUAAACUGUUAUUUUCGACAAGGAUGGCGUGAUGAACGUUUACAAUUUGCUGAAGAAGUUGGUGUACUUUCAUUAUCAACAAAAAUGCUUGAACGUCUUUGGAGACCAGAUACAAUAUUUUAUAAUUCACAGUAUUCUUAUUUACAUAGAAUACCAACAAGUAAUCGUUUAUGGCGACUUUUUCCCAAUGGUUCAAUAUGGUAUUCAUCACGAAUAACAGUUAAAGCAAAAUGUAAUAUGAAUUUAAAGAAUUUUCCUGUUGAUACACAAAUUUGUCAUUUACUUAUUGGCAGUUUUGCUAAUUCAGCAUUAGAUAUUCAAUAUAACUGGCGUUUAGGAAAUAAUAAAAGUGUUAAUUUUGAUACAAAAGUUUUAUUAUCACAAUUUGAUCUUAUUCAAUAUCCACAAUACGAUGAAAUUACUAAUACGAAUGGACGAAAUUUUUCUGUUCUUCGUGCUGAUUUUGUUCUUAAACGACAUAUGGGUUAUUAUAUUCUUCAAGUCUAUGUUCCAAGUUCAAUGUUAGUUAUGCUUUCAUGGGUUUCAUUUUUUAUUCAUCGUGAAGCAACAGCUGAUCGAGUGAAUAUUGGUGUUAUGACUUUUCUUAGUUUAACUACAUUAAAUUUUGAUAUACGAAAUUAUACUGCUGCUGUAUCGUAUCUUACAGCAAUUGAUUGGUUUAUUAUUAUGGCUUAUGUAUUUUUACUUGCUUCUUUACUUCAAUUUGCUUUUGUUCAUUAUUUUACAAAGUUUGGAUUUGGUGAACCAUUGACAUGCUAUCAAAAUUCUUUCGAUGAAGAUUUAUUAGAUGAAAAUGAUACAAAAGGAAACGAUUAUAAUCUUCGCCCAUCAAUAUUUCAUACUGAUUUCACAAAUAUUAAUUCAAAAAAUCGAGAACCACGAACCGGAAAUAGUACUCGUUAUUUAUGGCGAUUUUGGUUUUGUAUAACAGGAGAUACAAAGUAUAGAAGUUCCUUACGUAAACGUACAUCACGUUUUGGUAUAAAUAGUCGUAGUGAACUCGAUACUAUUGCUCGUAUUGGAUUUCCAGCUAGUUUUAUUUUAUUUAAUAUUUUAUAUUGGUUCUAUUUUCUUCAUUUUCAACGUUAA
Molecule: messenger RNA, 1332 nt
Organism: Adineta steineri
Lineage: Eukaryota; Metazoa; Rotifera; Eurotatoria; Adinetida; Adinetidae
Source: the annotation of a GenBank genome assembly